Messenger RNA from Aspergillus calidoustus, 840 nucleotides. NCBI's taxonomy places the organism in Eukaryota, Fungi, Ascomycota, Eurotiomycetes, Eurotiales, Aspergillaceae. The record is from the annotation of a GenBank genome assembly.
AUGGGUGAAGAUAUCACCAAUUACAGAAAUGUGCUUGGUAACUACAAGGCAACCAUUAACAUUGCGAUAGGCGGAGCAACUUUUAAGUCUGUCGCUGUCACGCGUCAAGUCCUUCAGGAUUACAAGGACAUGAUACAGAACACCACAACAGACCUUCAAGACCGACUGAACGAAAUCGAGCACAAGCUAAAAUCCGGGUGCUUGCCAGACAAGCCAAGCACGGAUAUAAACCGCGAAGAGUUACAAAGGAUAGAAGAGGAACGACAGAGUACAACACUCUGUCUUGAGAUCUGUAAACAGGUCUCAGGAUAUAUUGAGCUAUAUCAAUUUAAACGCGACGAUGGAGCAGGACAAGCAGCGAGCUCACCACAUGGUCACAAAACGCAAGCAAAGGCUAAUAUUGGCAUUGCUCGGCAAAUAGCCCAAAACUCCUUGACUUCUUGCCUUCAGAAUGUGAAUGCAGCGUCAGCUCGACUCCAAGAGCACCUCAAAAACUUAGAAGCAAGCCUGCAGUCUACCAGCAAUCCAUCAGUGUCUGGACAGAUUUCUUGCGAGCUUCAGAAGAUUAAGGAAGAGAGAGAAACAAUCUCUCACUGUCUUACGAUCUGUUCGGAUGCCUCUAUUCUAUCUGAGAGUAGUCGGGUGAAUCUCUUCGAAGAUGUAGCUUCCAUGGAUGACGCAAAGCAAGUUCUGGUGUCAACUAUUGGAGACUUGAUAAACGCCAAAAGGAUAACUACUGGAAUGAGGUCGUUGCAACUACUAGGACAGAUGUCUGAUGAGUCAAUACAGCAUUUAUCUUCUCAGCACAGUUUCUCCGGGCGAGAAAGUGGCGGGUAUUGA